This is a messenger RNA of Komagataella phaffii GS115, 3201 nucleotides long. RefSeq lists its product as uncharacterized. The transcript is spliced from 2 exons. NCBI's taxonomy places the organism in Eukaryota, Fungi, Ascomycota, Pichiomycetes, Pichiales, Pichiaceae. The coding region runs from base 1 to 3201 and encodes 1066 amino acids. Gene Ontology annotation, molecular function: protein binding. The record is from RefSeq and is a predicted model, not a curated record.
AUGGCAACCGCAACUCCUCCCUUCAAGGUGAAGGCGUUGUAUCAAUACUCCACAGAUUACGAGGAAGACUUGAACUUCGACGUUGGUCAGUUGAUCACUGUUUCUGAAAUUGAGGAUGAAGAAUGGUUCAGCGGAUAUUAUGAUGAGGACGGAGUUAGAAAAGAGGGCAUUUUUCCAAAAACUUUUGUUGCGGUAGUAGCUGCUCCCAGUGAGGCAGUGCAGAAGGUGGAGGAGCAGCCAGAUCCAGCAGAAGAAUUGGAGCUGGAGACGAAAGAGAAAAAGGAUGUCCAAGCGGAGCAAGAAGCCAAACAACCACAUUUAUCACAAAAACAGGAAUCUCAACAAGAGCAACCGCAAGAGCCAGGGCCACAGUUAGGCCAAACGGAAGAGGAAGAAGACUCAGCAAAGCAACAGAGAAGUCCAAUUGAUCUUUCCAAACCAAAGGUUUCCGCUACCCGUACUGUCUCUCACCAGGAAGCAGAGACCACAGAGAAUACAAGUACCAGCCCAGUUCGUGGUCAUCACGGCACUUCUCAGAAUGAAAUGCUUAACAGGAUAUCCACAUUCAACCAUGGGACAGUGGCUCCAAUGCCUACGAAAGGGCCGGUGAAUGAAGCACCUGUAAAGAAGUCUUUCGUAGCUGCCCCUUCAAGUUACGUUCCGCAGGGAUUUGGUGAUAAACCAAAACCAAAAUCUAUCUCUCAAGAAACUCAUCCUGCAAACAUAGUUUCAGAGCAUUCUCAGAGAGAAGAGGAAGAGGAAGGGCCAAAAAUGAGCCUGAAGGAAAGAAUUGCUUUAUUACAGAAACGUCAGCAAGAAGAAGCCGAACGAGCUCAGGCUAUAUUAAAGAGGAAGGAACAGAAGAAGAAGAAGAAAGAGCAGCAGUAUACUCAAGCUGCUGAGAAUCAGGAAACUGAGCUUGAACCUACCGAGACUAACUUAGAUAGGUCUAAAACUGCUGAUAGCACCGCGGCUUCUCAACAGGGCGAGGUACUAGAUACUGCCUUACCCGCAGCGCAGGAACAGAGUCCCACUGAAAAACACCAGGAAACUACCGGUGUAGAGAAACAACAGAUUGCACAUUCUGUUGCCAUCGAAAGUGAUGAUAAUCGAAGCGAUAACGAGGAUAUAGAAUCAAACCAGGGCAAUACAAUUGAAGAUGAACUAGUGAAUGAAGAUGAAGAUGAUGCAAGUUCACAAAACGAAAUUGAGGAAGUCAGGGAUGACAACAACCAGGAUGAUGAUAAAGAAGAGGAGGACGAAGAAGAAGAGGAAGAUGAAGAAGAAGUAAAAAGACGCAACCUUAGAGAACGUAAACCAGCUUCCAAAAAUGAAAAGAAAGUUGAAAAGACUGAAAAAGAACAUCUGGAUGUCGCUGAAUCUAACACGGGUUCUUUGCCAAAUGUUGCAGUUGCACAGACUGUUGGUGCAACUCAUUUUCAGCCCCCUGAUGAUGGAAGUGGUCCAUCUGAUGAAUCUGAACUAGUAGAUGAAUCAGAUGAAGUUACAUCGCAAGCUGAUGCUACAGCUCUUGACUUAAAAGAGGCACCUAUUCCGGUUCCUAGUCACCCUUCAAUUCCUCUAUCAGCUCGACCAGUUCCUAUCCCAACUCCUAGGGUACCCGUUUCAGAGACAGAACCUCAUACCGCUUCUGGAACUACAAACCUUCCUCCACUGCAUACGCGAAGUAGUUCAAAAGAGGAACAUGAAGUUGGAGACCCCAUUUCUCCAUCAGUGGUAUCACCUAAAGUUCCAUCCAUUCCCAAACGCACACCAGUUUCACCUGGUACUCAUAGGGCUCCACCUAUUCCUGCCCCUGCGGUUCCCAUUUCUCCUCAAAAUAUUUCCCCCUCUGCCCAAAGAAGAUUUUCAGAGGAGUUGGGACGUAGUAUUCCUAAGGUCCCCCCUCCAGGUGCUCCCCCAAUCCCUACAAGGGAUUUCAGGGAUUCCAAUGCAGGAGUAUCUGAGACUGCUGUAUCUCCUGAUGUUCCAAAACAGACUAUCAGUGAUGCUUCAGAAGCCCCACCUCUGCUAGAAUUUGAUCCUGAGGCUAUGAAUCAAAAUUUCAAUCAUGAGCAUCACAGCCCAGAAGACUCUGAUAAUAACGUAACUGGGUAUGAGGCAGACGAGGACACAGAUGUAAACAGGUCUCCCUCUCAUAUUGCCACAAAACCAUCAGUUCCCAUACCAGAAGUUAGAAAGGUUCAGACAGAGGUCAAUCAGAUAAGGGACCCAAAAGUUGGUCGGAGCCAAACACUCCCACCUGCAGCUCCUGCUCCACCAAUUCCCGGAUUUGCGCCAAAUGUUCCAUCACCAAUUGUACCUUCUAGAGUGAGAAAGGAGGCACCACCUCCUCCUCCUGUUCCAGCCCCUACUACCGAUCUUAACGCAGCCCAACAGCUUCCUCCAGCACUGAAAAAGACGCCAACUGGAUCCAAUUCAAUUGAGAGGAAGAAUUCCGUAUUGUCUGCCACUCAGUCAAACAAGUUCACUGACCAAACUUGGUAUGUCAAGGGUCGUGCUCCUCCUGGGUUCAGUGCAAGGAUACAUGAUGACGUUUUGCUUGAAAUUGACAGCAACACCAUUAAGAGAAGGGGCAACAGACACACCAUCUAUAGGGAUUUCUAUGUGCUGUCAUUUGACUUAUCGCAAGAUGUCUUCGAAGUCGAAUGGGACGAAAGCCUUCCCGAAGAGGCCGAGACAAAGCACCAUAGAAUUGAUGCUCCUGUUUUUACUGUUGAUACGUUGGUGUGGAACUCUCAAGAAUAUGGAUCCAAGGUGUUCCAGCUUGCUCAUUCGUUUAUUGGUAAACAACUUGACGGAAGUUUGGUCGAAACAAUAUAUUCUCAGAUUGAAGGAAUACUACCGCCUAUUGGCGUCAAAGGUUACGGUGCCACCAUCUACAAGAACAACAGCAACAGCUCAGUGAAUCAGCAGGAUGAGUUUAGACCAGGAGAUGUGCUAUGCAUGCUCAAGUCAAAAUUUGUUGCUCAUAAACUCAAACCGGCAUUUGAAGUCGGCAACAAGACUGAACCGUACAGUGGAAUCAUCUCUGAGUACGACUCUCAGAAAAAUAAGCUAAGAGUAAUCGAACAGGAUAGCCGUGGAAAGGUCAAGGCAAACAGUUACCGGUUGAAUGACUUCAAGAGCGGAAAAAUCAGAGUUUUCAGACCUAUUGGUAGAGAUGCGAUCGGUUGGUAG